Drechmeria coniospora is the source of this 462-nucleotide messenger RNA. RefSeq lists its product as uncharacterized. Lineage: Eukaryota; Fungi; Ascomycota; Sordariomycetes; Hypocreales; Ophiocordycipitaceae. Gene Ontology annotation, molecular function: nucleoside diphosphate kinase activity. Gene Ontology annotation, biological process: GTP biosynthetic process; CTP biosynthetic process; UTP biosynthetic process. The transcript is spliced from 7 exons. The record is from RefSeq and is a predicted model, not a curated record. Bases 1 to 462 code for a protein of 153 amino acids.
AUGAGUUCCACUACCGAGCAAACCUUCAUCGCUAUCAAGCCCGAUGGUGUUCAGCGUGGUCUGAUCGCUCCCAUCAUCAGCCGCUUCGAGAACCGAGGCUUCAAGCUGGUCGCCAUCAACCUCGUCAUGCCUUCCAAGGACCAUUUGGAGACACACUAUGCCGACUUGAAGAGCAAACCCUUCUUCCCUGGUCUUGUCAAGUACAUGUCAUCUGGACCCAUCUGUGCCAUGGUCUGGGAGGGCCGUGAUGCUGUGAAGACUGGCCGCACUCUCCUCGGCGCCACCAACCCCCUGGCUUCUGCUCCCGGAACCAUCCGUGGUGACUACGCCCUCGACGUUGGCCGCAACGUCUGCCACGGUUCCGACUCGGUUGAGAACGCCAAAAAAGAGAUCAAGUUGUGGUUCCCCAACGGCACCACCGCGUGGAAUUCUGUUCAGCACAACUGGGUGUUCGAGGAGUAG